This is a messenger RNA of Suricata suricatta (meerkat), 924 nucleotides long. RefSeq names its product olfactory receptor 9G1-like. Gene Ontology annotation, molecular function: olfactory receptor activity; odorant binding; G protein-coupled receptor activity. Gene Ontology annotation, biological process: sensory perception of smell; G protein-coupled receptor signaling pathway. Lineage: Eukaryota; Metazoa; Chordata; Mammalia; Carnivora; Herpestidae. Gene Ontology annotation, cellular component: membrane. The record is from RefSeq and is a predicted model, not a curated record. The transcript is spliced from 2 exons. Bases 1 to 924 code for a protein of 307 amino acids.
AUGGAGAGAAGCAAUCAUACAGUGACUGAGUUUAUUCUGGUGGGCUUCACCACAGACCCAACAAUGCAGCUGGUGCUGUUUGUGGUAUUCCUUGGUGUGUACUCGCUGACUGUGGUAGGAAAUAUCACCCUCAUGGUGUUGAUCUGUAACGACUCCCGGCUGCACACACCCAUGUAUUUUUUCAUUGGGAAUCUGUCUUUUCUGGAUCUCUGGUAUUCCUCUGUCUACACCCCAAAGAUCCUCAUGACCUGCAUCUCUGAAGACAAAAACAAAAGCAUCUCCUUUGCUGGCUGUGUCUCUCAGUUCUUCUUCUCUGCUGGGCUGGCCUACAGUGAGUGUUACCUGUUGGCCGUCAUGGCUUAUGACCGCUACAUGGCCAUCUCAAAGCCAUUGAUUUAUUCUCAGGCUAUGUCCAUAAAGCUAUGUGCAUCUUUGGUAGCAUCCACAUACCUUGGUGGCUUUAUUAACUCUUCUAUUCUCACUAAAAAAACUUUUGCCUUGAACUUCUGUAGUGGCAAUGUCAUUGAUGACUUUUUCUGUGAUUUGCUUCCCCUGGUGAAGUUGGCUUGUGGCAAAAAAGAUGGCUACCAGAUUGUGCUGUACUUCCUCCUGGCCUCCAAUGUCAUCACCCCCACAGUGCUCAUCCUCGCUUCUUAUUUCUUCAUCAUUGCCACCAUCUUGAGGAUCCGUUCUACCCAGGGCCGCCUCAAAGCUUUCUCUACCUGCUCCUCCCACCUGCUCUCUGUCACUUUGUAUUAUGGUUCCAUUCUCUACAUCUAUUCUCGUCCCCAAUCUAGCUAUUCUAUGGACAAGGACAAAAUAGUUUCUACAUUUUACACUGUGGUAUUCCCCAUGUUGAACCCCAUGAUCUAUAGUCUGAGGAAUAGGGAUGUGAAAGAGGCUCUGGAUAAACUCAUUAAAUAA